AUGUCAUUCCUAGAAACAUUACCGCCUGAUCUUAAAGAAAAGAUUGUCAGCGUUAUCAGAAGCAACCCAGAAUCAAUUGAUGCGUUCAACUCUCUAUAUUUCCACGCCGUCCAAGCCCAAGCGGCAAUUGCCAAUGACGGUACCAAUAAAAGAAGAAAACUAGCGGGUGGCGAAUCAGAUCCUGUGACGAUCGACAAGCAAUCGACAAUCCUCUUAUUACCAAAACUUUCUUUCCAAUCGCCCAUCAGAAAGAAAUUGAACCUCGUGUUUUCCCUAAACAAAUCAACCCAAAAACCAGUGUUGGCAAUAAUCAAAGAUGAAGGGUAUGAAACCCCAGAACUAGUGUUGACCAAUCUAACCACUACCAAUAUCAGAUUUUCUGCGUUUUUACCAGUGCCUGAAAAGCCAAAGUUACAAUGUUUGGUAUUGUUUUACGAAGAAAACUUGGGUAGCAAAUAUAACAAUGAUCCCUUGAUUCUCAACUUUAACCACGAGGCUUUAGUCAAAGACUUGAUGACCAGCAAGGUUCUUAGUGCUAGUGAUAAGAAUUACAAGAACAGAAUAAUAAGGCAAGCCAGCAUUUGCGGGUUCAAAAUCGAUGAUCCAUUUAUUAAUCAUGAUUCUUUUUUCGUCGAUGCUCAUAAAGGUACAAAAGAGGGCACGCUAUAUUUCUUACCUACGAACAUUAUAUUUGGGUUCAAGAAACCGAUUUUAUUGUUUGAUUCCAAAGACAUCAAGUCGAUCACUUACUCGUCGAUCACCAGAAUCACAUUUAAUAUUACAUUAUUGGUCAGCAAACACAAUAGUGAAACUGGCGAAGUGGCAGAAGAGAGAAUCGAGUUCAGUAUGAUUGAUCAAGCUGAGUUCAGUAAGAUUGAUGGUUAUAUCAAGGCUAAGGAGGUGGUUGAUAAUUCUAUGGCCGAGGAAUUGAAGGCUAAACCAGUGUUAGUAUCGAAGAACAGGGAAUUAGAAAAUCCUCUUAAACAGGAUGUGGUUGGUAUUCUACAAGAAGAACCAGCCAAUGAUAGUGAUGAUGAAGAUGAGGAUGGGACCUAUCAAAUUGGUGAAGAGGAAGAUGAAGAUGAUUCUGAUGAAAGUUACGGCAGUGAUGACGGAGGCGAGGAUGAUGGUGAUGAUAGUGAUAGUGAUAGUGAAGAAGAAGAAGAAGAAGAAGAGGAAAAUCAACACAAUGAGUAG
Messenger RNA from Saccharomycopsis crataegensis, 1197 nucleotides. It is a transcript of the gene RTT106, whose product is annotated as Rtt106p. NCBI's taxonomy places the organism in Eukaryota, Fungi, Ascomycota, Saccharomycetes, Ascoideales, Saccharomycopsidaceae. The record is from RefSeq and is a predicted model, not a curated record. The transcript is spliced from 2 exons. The coding region runs from base 1 to 1197 and encodes 398 amino acids. Gene Ontology annotation, molecular function: nucleosome binding; histone binding.